AAAGUUCUCUCCUAGCGCACUGGGAUGCUGGAGGACGGGCUGCUGCUGCUGCUGCUGUUCAUGCACACAAACAUGGCGGAACCCAUGGAGCUGCUCUGCUGGGGAGGCGACUGGGAUCUGCCAUCCGUGCACACAGACUCCCUCAUCGUGCUGGCAUAUGCCAAAUUUUCAGGUGCAACGCUUGCAGUAAAAUCUAUUGACUGGACAUGGAGGACUAUAACAGCAUCUGUGCCACAGCUACACUAUGAGGGAUCCACAGUCACAGAACCAACACAAAUUCUAAACUUCCUACGAAAACAGAGAUUCAAUGCCGACUAUGAGUUGACGGCUAAGCAAGGUGCAGAUACAAUGGCUUAUAUCGCCCUACUGGAGGAAAAGCUGCGGCCAGCAUUGCUGCACACAUUCUGGGUGGACGCACAGAACUAUGCUAACCUGACCCGACCCUGGUUUACGUCACAUUCCCCGUUCCCCCUCAACUUCUUUGUACCAGGUCGACAGGCCAGCUUGGCUCUGUCCCGCAUCUUACUGACCAAAGCAGAGUCGCCAUUGCUGAACAUCACAGAAGUAGAGGGAAAGAUCUACAGUGAAGCCAAAGAGUGCCUGAAUUUGCUCUCCCACAGACUUGGGAACUUCCACUUCUUCUUUGGAGACACGCCUACAAGCCUGGACGCCUUUGUUUUUGGCCAUAUCGCCCCCCUUAUUAAAGCCCCUCUUCCCAGUGGCCAGCUUCAGAAGCACCUGAACCAACUUGAUAACCUCUGCCAGUUCUGCAACACCAUCCUUAAAAACUAUUUUACCGACGCCUCUGCUGAGAAGAGAAUGGACUGCUCUCCGACGGCUACCCAUGAUCCUGUCGAUGCAAACCUCCAGAAACUGACACAACUUGUUAACAAAGAGUCCAACCUUAUUGAAAAGGUCUUGGCAAGAUCUGCUGAUUCACUUCUGAAUUUAAUGUCACUAGAAAUUGCAGUUACAUGUUUAAAAGUAUGUGGACACUGUUUUUUCACAAUGUAUUGAAAUGUAUUUGUUCCU
This is a messenger RNA of Sinocyclocheilus anshuiensis, 1032 nucleotides long. RefSeq names its product metaxin-3-like. Gene Ontology annotation, cellular component: cytoplasm; SAM complex. The transcript is spliced from 8 exons. NCBI's taxonomy places the organism in Eukaryota, Metazoa, Chordata, Actinopteri, Cypriniformes, Cyprinidae. The record is from RefSeq and is a predicted model, not a curated record. The coding region runs from base 25 to 1017 and encodes 330 amino acids. Gene Ontology annotation, biological process: mitochondrion organization.